AAUACCACAGGAGUAUAUAGCUCUCUUAAAGUCCCUUUCCAAAAGUUAUCAUGAUAAGUUUGGUGUUUUUGGCAGGUCAGGUAAAAAUACAAGGGGUGAUGCCCCUUCAGAGUGAAAAUAUACACCAAAAAUAAAACGCCGAGAGCACCAUUUAAGCGUUUGGUACGAAAUACCCACAAAUAAAAGCUUUUUUGGUAUUUUUUUAACUGCUAUUUUUUUGGCGUUUUUGCUAUGGAAUUGGGACCCCUAAAAUUCUCUGUGUGACCCUGGGGGUAAACUUGUAGCCAAAACGUUAUUACGAGGGGGUAAACAUACGUAUGAAAAUGAAGUAAAGGUGUGGUAAAAAUAUAUUUCCCGGGCAGGAACGUGUAGUUGAUAUGUUUAGAACUAAGAAAAGAUAAACGUAAGGUCUACUGGGAGAGAAAGGAUGGGAAUCAGCAAGGACCAAGCAUUUUAUACGACGGAAUACCGUUUGUACACGUUGGGGAGAAAGUGAUGUGGUGCCAUCAAGGAAAAGAUAAGAAUGAAAAGGCUAAACAAAAAAAUAAGGAGAAAGCUCAGGAGUGCCAGAAUGCUGACCACUGUUAUAGUUCUAAAAAAAGAACCUUUGCUCAAACGUCAAAAAAGAAGCAAUGCCCAGCUGCAAUAUUCAUCACUCAAAUUGCAAAAUUUCCAAAUAUGAAGAUUGAAAAAGACAGCUUAUUCUUCAGACGAAGAGCAGCAAAGAUAUUGCACGAAGGGUUGACGGCAAGCACAAUCGCAGCUGCCGACGUUCAAAUGAAUUAUAUCGUGAAGUUACCACCUGUAUCUGAACAUAAAUAUCACAUAAUGGGAAAGGCUGCUGGAAUAAGAGAGCCACUGGACCCGGUUAUAGUGGAAAAACUUUCAGAGCUAGCCCAAGAAGGUGUCCACUCAGUAAGUGAGGCACGCAGGUACCUCGAGCUUUUCGUGCAAUGUGACCUCUUCAAGGGAUGUAAACCGCCAGACAAAACUAGUAGGCGAUAUUAUCCUACUAACAAGGACAUUUAUAAUCAUUUGUACAAAGGAAAACCAGACAAUUUCUCCACAAUUGACCAAGAAAAUUUGAAGAGACUGGUCGAAAAAUGGAAGAAUGAGCAUCCAGAAGACUCAUUUCUCUAUCGUCCCCAUUGUGCUAAGCCAAACGAAUGUUUGUUAUGA
This is a messenger RNA of Dendronephthya gigantea, 1179 nucleotides long. Its product is annotated as calcium-responsive transcription factor-like. Bases 496 to 1179 code for a protein of 227 amino acids. The transcript is spliced from 5 exons. The record is from RefSeq and is a predicted model, not a curated record. Gene Ontology annotation, molecular function: DNA-binding transcription factor activity. Lineage: Eukaryota; Metazoa; Cnidaria; Anthozoa; Malacalcyonacea; Nephtheidae.